CACGGAGCGGCCCAGGCGUCGUAUCACCUGGGGAUUCUGCCCAUCACCGCGGCGUUCCAACCUUGGCCACAGAACUGGACCUCGUCGCUGCCACCCAGAUCCACCAUGACCACCACAGGCCCCUUUACCGUGAGCACCACCCUUGGCGGAGGAGACAGCGGCUAUGGCAGCGGCUAUGGCGGCGGCACCGCGCCCACGACCAUCCAGGGCAGCUUCCAACUCAGUUACGAUUUGUCGAACUUCACCGCGGCAGAGUUGCAACAACUGAAGGUGACCGGACAGAAUGCCAUGUUGGACAGCUUGGCGACGCUCCUGGCCAUCCCACGCCAGGACCUUCAUAUCCGCUACGUGCCGGUGAACGACAACACCAGCGCCGUGGCUCUCUUCCAGCAGAGUCCCACGGCGAUGUCCGUCACGGUGGUCUUCAGCUUCCUGUGCCCGGCGGACCGCACGCCAGACGCUGCCUCUGCAGCUGUGUCGCAGAUGGGGGACACCACGCUGGCGGCGGAACUGGAGAAGGUCAUGACCGCUGCCGGAGUCCAUGCCGCCUCGAUGCACAUCAGCGUGAGCUGCUUGGAGGUCGUGACGUCGAACGAACGGAGUCUACCGACGGAGGCUACUUGACGAGCACCUGGUGGUAUGGCACGCCCACCACCACCGUGCACACCACGGGACCAAGCAGUUCCAGCGCUCCCUUCAGCUCGACCAUGAUCCACAGCACCACGCCGGCGACGACCACACCCAUCCCGACGACCACCACGACCACACCGAACAUCACCGUGCGAGAUAUUCAUCCGUGUGUGAGCUGGGAUGAUUUCAUGCCUGAGAAGAAGAUGAACGACUACGGCUGGUGCGAUGCCAGCAAUGUGAACAUCUCCGAGUCCACCUGCGUAGAUGCUGGCUGCUAUGCCUAUGGCUACCCGGAUUAUCCUUACUGCUCCUGCCCGGACGAGGCCACGUGCCAUGCGGUGGGCUUGAGCUUCAUCUACCACACCUGCGAGAGGGAGAUGGGAUGGUACACCACGGGAGAGUAUUCAGGCCUGAUCAUGGCAGCUCACGCGCAGCACAGCUGCGCAGGAUUGGAGACCAGCUGGCAUCAGAACAUCGCCGACGUCAUCGAGUGGCCAGCACGGAUGUGCUGCAAGAGUUGGCCCAAGAAGCUUUGCGAUUCAACAGCUGUUUUGGCCACGCCCUGCAAGGACCCCGCGGACUUCAUGGAGGAUCGCCUCUUCGACCCCACAUCCACCUACAGCAGCACUGAGACCUGUGGGCAGCGCUUGAAGAACUGGUGGAGCGAGUACACGGCCAUGGAAAAUGCCACGAAAGCUGGAAGCUGCGAUGGGAUCUCCCUCAGCUGGGGGGAAGAGCUGAAGACUUGGGUCACUUAUCCGGCCCAGCAGUGCUGCCAAUCCAGCCCCGCCACCCUUUGCAAACCACACUUGCGGAACGUCUCCAUGUGCGCGGCCGAGUCGGACUUCCGUCCGCAGCAGCCGAUCUCCGAGCACUGCGCCCUGCCCGGCGAUCCGCCCGCGGACAGCUGCACGGCCGCCGGCUGCACAGUCCAUGGCACUCAUUGCCACUGCGAGACGGCCAGCGGAUGCCAGGCCGUGAACGGGACCUGGCACGUCUUCACCUGCCAAAGCUUUGCCGACGGCUACCUGACGGAUAUGCAUGCCCUCGAGGCGCUGAUCAAAGUGGCGGAUGGACAGGCCACCUGCGAGGAGACGGAUGUUCAUGGGCAGAAUGUCUUGGACUACAUCGCGCCUUACGUGCAGAAGUGCUGCAGCAGCUUUCCCAAGUCGAUCUGCGACAAGACCGCUCAGAAGAUGAGCUACUGCAAAGGACCAGGCUCCUUCAAGCCCAACGGGGUGCUGUACGGCUACUGCCAUUUGCCGCCUGCGAUCACCGAGGAGUCCUGCAAGCAGCCUGGACUCAGCUGUGGCUUCUCCCACUCCGGGCAUUGCUGGUGCGAAGAGCGCGCCUCCUGCGAGACCUUGGGAGGUCUCUGGGAGGAGACGACCUGUGGCGAGGAAGUGGACCGCUGGAGCGUGCAGACCCACGCGGUGCUGCAGGAGGCUUCAGCCAGCGAGGACUGCUCGGCGGUGCCCUUCGACCAGAUGUACGAUUGGCUCAACGGCAUGGAGAAGUGCUGCAGCGAUUGGCCCGCCAACCUCUGCGACAAGGACAAGGAGCUGGCCACGGUGUGCAAAGAUCCCAGCGACUUCCUGCCCCAAGGUGAGAUGCAUGCGUGGUGCAACAUGUAUGGCCGCAACCCUGAGGAUUGCGCCGCGCAUGGCUGCAGCGCCAACGAGCAUGGCUGCCAUUGCUCGACUCCAGAGACCUGCAGCGCUGUGGGUGGCAUUUGGAAGACGUGGACGUGCAUCGAAGAGGCGAAGCAAUGGCAGAGCAAGCACGAGCUUUUGAAGUUGGCGCGGGAGACCGAGACCUGCGACGGAGACUGGGAUGGUCAGACGGUCUUGGAGGCCACCGACCACCUGGCCAAGCAUUGCUGCGCCUCGUACCCGGCGACCGUGUGCCAGAAGGACUCCAAGUACAUGACGCCCUGCAAGAACGACGCGGAUUUCAUGAAGAACAAGGUGCUCCAUGGAAGCUGCAGCUUCCCGCACGGUGCGCCCACGGCUGCCGAGUGCAUUGGGACGAUGGUCGCGCAGGGCGGUUGCGAGGACACCGGCGCUGGCUGCACCUGCCAGACCGAGCACGCCUGCCUGCACCUGAAUGGUGUCUGGACGCCCUCCACUUGCGGAGACGAGGUGGCGAUCUGGGACCUGGCCAUACACCGAGUGCUGCAAGCGGCUGAUCAGGGCACCUGUGACGGAUUGACGGCGUUUGGACAGCCUGUGCCUGACUUUGUCGAACACAUGGCGAAGCAGUGCUGCAGUAGCUUUCCAGCCACGGUGUGCGACAAGAGCGCCAAGAGGAUGACGCCGUGUCAAGACAAGUCCGACUUCACCCCAGACACGGUGAUGUGGUCCUGGUGCCACAUCGACACCAGCAAGGUCUCCAUGAACGGCACCGUGUGCAAUGCGCAGCCGAGCUGCCAGGGCGACGACCAUUGGUGCCAUUGCUGGCAGGAGCAGGAUUGUUUGGCCAUGGGUGGCACUUGGAACAGCCACACCUGCGAAGAUGAGCUGGAUAAUUGGAGGCCGGAUCAACAUCGCUUGCUUCAGUGGGCGGAGGAGAACAACACCUGCGUCGACCACGACUUGAAUGGCUGGCGCGCGGAGGACAUGGUCUCGUGGCCCGCUCAGAUGUGCUGCAGCAGCUAUCCCUCCACGCUCUGCGACCACGAUGUGGAACCGAUGACGCCCUGCAAGCGCAAGGAGGACUUCCUGCCGGAUCACAUCCGCUACUCGGGCUGCUGGAUCCACCCGAGCCCCGAUGAGACCCAGUGCCACUCCUUGGGCUGCACUUGGCACGAGACGUGGUGCGAGUGCAAGACAAAGGCCUCCUGUGAUGCAGCAGGUGGAGUCUACCACGAGAGCAACUGCACGAGCGAGACCUCAUGGUGGCAACCCGCGGUGCACAAGG
This is a messenger RNA of Durusdinium trenchii, 3549 nucleotides long. Lineage: Eukaryota; Dinophyceae; Suessiales; Symbiodiniaceae. The record is from the annotation of a GenBank genome assembly.